AAACUAAAAUAAAAAACUUAGACAGAACAGAACAGAAUAGAGAGAGAGUAGUUAAGUCUGGUGGUUUUCUGCUCAUCUACUUCCAUCCACCUUCCCUCUUCUUCAAUUCUCUCCCUUCUUUAAAUCUCUCUCUCUCUCUCCAUCUCCAUCUCCAUCUCCAAAACCCAGUCUCAAUGGAGAUCUGCACUUACUUCAAAUCCCAGCCCUCAUGGCUCCUCCUCCUCUUCGCCCUCGGGUCCAUCUCCAUCCUCAAGUUCACCCUCUCCCUCAUCAACUCCCUCUACAUCUACUUCCUCCGCCCCGCCAAGAACCUCCGCCGCUACGGCUCCUGGGCCAUCAUCACCGGCCCCACCGACGGCAUCGGCAAAGCCUUCGCCUUUCAGCUCGCCCGCAAGGGACUCAACCUCGUCCUCGUCGCCCGCAACCCCGACAAGCUCAGAGACGUCUCCGAGUCCAUCAGAUCCAAACACUCCAACGUGGAGAUCAAGACCGUGGUGAUGGACUUCUCCGGUGAUAUCGACGAUGGAGUGAGGAGGAUCAAGGAGACGAUCGAGGGGCUGGAGGUUGGGAUUCUGAUUAAUAACGCGGGGAUGUCGUAUCCUUACGCGAAGUACUUUCACGAGGUGGAUGAGGAGCUGCUUGGGAACUUGCUUAAGAUCAAUGUUGAGGGGACGACGAAGGUGACUCAGGCUGUGUUGGGGAAUAUGCUGAAGAGGAAGCGAGGGGCUAUUGUUAAUAUGGGUUCUGGUGCUGCUGCGCUUAUCCCUUCGUAUCCUUUCUACUCUGUUUAUGCCGGUGCUAAAACGUACGUGGAUCAGUUCACGAGGUGUCUUCAUGUUGAGUACAAGAAGAGUGGGAUUGAUGUUCAAUGCCAGGUACCCUUGUAUGUUGCGACAAAGAUGACAUCAAUAAGAAGAGCAUCGUUCUUAGUGGCAUCUCCAGAGGGAUACGCAAAGGCAGCACUGCGUUUUGUAGGGUAUGAAGCACGCUGCACACCUUACUGGCCUCACGCCCUCAUGGGUUAUGUUGUCUCUUCAUUGCCCGAGAGCGUCUUUGAAUCCUUUAACAUUAAGAGGUGCCUCCAGAUCAGGAAGAAAGGUAUGCUUAAAGACUCGAGGAAAAAGGAAUGAAAACUUUUCGAGGGUGCAUGAUUUUCUUCUGCAGCACUUGGUUUCUUGCAAGUUUCUGUUUAGACUUUUGCAAGACUUGUACGCUUUAGUUUCCGAUGUUUCCAAGGUUGUUUCCUUAUUUUGAAAAUUAAAAACCAGAACGUCCACUAAUCAUUCAUGUCCUCUCCUGCUC
Messenger RNA from Brassica rapa (field mustard), 1302 nucleotides. Its product is annotated as very-long-chain 3-oxoacyl-CoA reductase 1. The record is from RefSeq and is a predicted model, not a curated record. Gene Ontology annotation, cellular component: endoplasmic reticulum. Lineage: Eukaryota; Viridiplantae; Streptophyta; Magnoliopsida; Brassicales; Brassicaceae. Gene Ontology annotation, molecular function: ketoreductase activity.